This is a messenger RNA of Lobosporangium transversale, 1081 nucleotides long. Its product is annotated as small subunit of acetolactate synthase-domain-containing protein. The record is from RefSeq and is a predicted model, not a curated record. The transcript has 3 exons. Gene Ontology annotation, molecular function: acetolactate synthase regulator activity. Gene Ontology annotation, biological process: branched-chain amino acid biosynthetic process. Gene Ontology annotation, cellular component: acetolactate synthase complex; mitochondrial nucleoid. The coding region runs from base 79 to 1041 and encodes 320 amino acids. NCBI's taxonomy places the organism in Eukaryota, Fungi, Mortierellomycota, Mortierellomycetes, Mortierellales, Mortierellaceae.
CUCUCAUUCUUUCCCUCCUUCUUUCUCGGUUAUACCUCUCCUUUGACAUUCUCUCAUCCCAUUUCAUUCUCAUUCGCCAUGUGGACAACAAGACUCCUCGCGUCGAGUCUCAACAGAGCCACGACACUGCCAUCCAUGAUAGCCACAACAUCAGGGAUCCAGACAACCCGCAUGACGGCACCUCUUUUGAGGACGCCUCAGUUGAUCCGUCUCUCAUCCUCAUCUACAUCCGCCAUCUCAUAUAAGCGAAAACACCCUCGCAAACUUCACCCGGCUCUGUCAUCUGAUUAUCUUCAUCCAGGCGCACCUAAUGCAGAAGAAGCAGUCUCCAGUAUUCUCUAUAAUACCCCGCCCUCUGGAAAGGACAACACGAAACAACGCCAUAUCUUUAAUUGUCUUGUCCAGAACGAACCGGGAGUGUUGAGUCGCGUUUCGGGCAUUCUGGCCGGAAGAGGAUUUAACAUUGACUCAUUGGUUGUUGCAAAGACUGAGGUUGCUGAUCUCAGUCGAAUGACAAUUGUUCUUAGGGGUGAAUCCUCGACGAUCGAGCAAGCUCGGAGGCAGUUGGAGGAUCUUGUUCCAGUUUGGGCAGUCCUGGACUACACAGGCUUCAAGGUGAUCCAACGUGAGCUUCUUUUGAUCAAGGUCUCGAUCUUGGGACCCGAGCAUGUGCGAGCACAGAUGAAUUCGCGUUCACCCAAUUGGCAAUUACUGCAGGAAGAGGCCGAGGAAGAUAUGACACCAUCGGAUGCGCUGCGGCAAACACAUGCGCAUCUAAAGUCAUUGAAAGAGCUUACAGAUUUGUUCCAGGGCAAUAUCGUGGAUGUAAGCAGCGAUUGUGUGGUGAUUGAGUUGUCUGCAAAGCCGGAUCGUAUCGAUUCAUUUGUAAAGUUGGUCAAGCCCUUUGGAAUCUUGGAAGCAGCAAGAAGUGGUAUGAUGGCCAUGCCGAGAUCACCCAUUUACGAUCGCCAUAGCGAGGAGAAUGACCAGCCUGAAGAAGAGGGAUCAGGUGUUGAUGCAUCCCUGUUGCCACCUGGAUAAAAAGUGAAAAUUUAUUUAAAAAUGUAAAAAUAAACUUGGU